CUUACUCAAUAUCAUCUUAUCGCGAUGGACUUCGAGGAAGAAGAGGAGGCCGUUCAGCCCCACUACGCCCAGAAGUUCCGGAUUCCAACGGAUCCCCUUCUCUUGGCCACAUAUGAGCUCUUUAACCCCUCAACGCAGACCUUGAAUCUGUACAGCGAGAGAAAUCGCGAGAUAUUCGCCGAGGCCUUCAUCGACGGAAACUUGGAUACUUUGGCAAACCUCGCUGUCAAAAGUCUGGCCAAGCUGGGAAUCCGGGGUAUAACACCUUACUUGCAGGCAAGACCAGAACUAAUGAGGAUUUUUUACGACGCCAUGGACGUGGAGUUACCUUUGAGGGAAUGCUAUAUGAUCGACGACCAACGCUUCUGGCGACGCGUAGUGCUGAGCAAUACGCUGGACAAGACGCUGCACCUGAAGCGCUGGAAUGAGUUCGACUGGAAGUCGGAGGGAGUGAGCCGCAAGUUUGUGGAGCAGGUAGAGGCCUGUCCGGUGAACGUAAAACCACAGAAAAAGCUUGCCCAACUGGCUGAAAAGGUUUGGGAAUGCGUGACCUCCAUGCACAUUCGCAAGCUGCAGGUACUGCCCGACUAUGCCUUCCUGAAGUAUAUGGAGAGCGAGAUCGACGACGACAUACCUUCCGAGUCCUCGGAUGAGGAGGAAAUCUCCAGUGAUGAGCCGGAUACAGAACUAGAAAUCGAGGGCGAGGGCGAGGAGGAGCAUCAGUCCAGUUCGAGUGCUGAACCCGCUAUUGUCUUCUGGCAUGCGGAAUCCGAAAAUAAAGACACGAUCCGCCGAAAUGCCCGCCAUCAGCGUAAUGACAACCGCCAGCAGGCGCGGGAUAUCAUUGCCAAGAAGCGGGCGGAUCGAGCGGAGAAUAGGAGGAGACGCGAAGAGAAAAAACUUGGCUUAAAUGAUGUUGAUACGACCAAGAAGAAGAAAAAGAAGAAGGAACCGCCGAUUCAGGACGUGUUCAAUAUAACCGUUGCUCCCGAGCCUGAGGAUGAUGAGGACAGAAAGCCGGACCACCGCAACAAGAUUCUACUGCUUGAGCGGAUCCAGCGCUACGACUAUCCGGAUAGCCACUGCCACCACAUCGAUCUAGGAUUCGUGCGCUAUUUUGGAAACAUGGUGUCAUUCACGUUGGAGUUUCUGGGACCUCCGGAAGGGAAAGACUUUCAAAGCCGUUACAUGAGGUUUUCAGAAGGUGACAUGGUACGUCUAAGUAGAGGCUUGCGCUGUCUGCCGAACCUUAGGACUUUCAAGCUGCGAAACGGGCGCUUGAAUGUCAAGAAGUUUCGCAUCUUGGCACGAGCUCUACAAGCUUUGGAUUCCCUGGAAGAGGUUGAUUUCGGCUAUGACCAAAUGACCGAUGACUGUAGCGAAGGGCUGGCCUACUUGCUCAAGCGCCCAAAGAUGUAUCGCAUUAUCCAGCUCGAGUACAAUCGACUGGGAUCCAAUUCGGCACUUGUGCUGGGCAAGGCCUUGACCGAGACCCAGGAAGGGGUUUUGGAGUACCUGGGCCUGGCCCACAAUCCACUUAAUGAAGUAGCCAUAAAAUCGCUCGUCACGAGCAUCAUGGGCACUCCGCAUGUGAUGGCCCUCAACAUCUCGGGCUGCGACCUCACUUCGAGCGUUAUCGUUCGGGAUAUAGGAAACCUACUGCGCAGUCACACACCUCUAAUGAGUCUUGAAAUGGCAGCCAUGAAUAUCGGCACCAACCAAGGAAACCAUAUCUUGAGAGCUCUCGAGAAGAAUACCCGGGUCCUUUUCGCCGACCUCCGGGAGUGUGAUCUGACCUUUGAUCAGGAGUUCGAGGUGGACAUGAUAGUGCGACGGAAUAACUAUAUUCACGAAAACCUGCACCACGGUGAGAACCUGUGUGCGGUGGUCAAAGAACGCCGUCAUCCGAUUGUCUACCAGAUCGAGAAUGAUAUCUCAAAGCGCAAGGCUUGCCAGGAAGUGCGGCCCAAGUUCUCGAGCUCCAGCGAAAAGUCGAUUCCUGAGGUGGUGGAGGAUAAGAAGGAGGUGGAGGAUGAGCGGGACAUCUGGGCCAUCUUGGCCCGCUGGGACCAACCAAAACAGCACGAAACGAGGGUCUCAGAGGGCGCGCAGGUCUCGCCUCACCCGUCACUAGAAAAACCGCAGCCCUUUGUAUACGAGGCCAACAAUUUUGAUAUAGAACAGUUCCGGAACUUUGUCCACUUGCCAGGUCCUGGCAAUCGCUUUUUCUACCUGCAGAAGAACAAGACCCCCUAGUUUCUAGCCCUUUUCACUACCAAUUGUUACAGCAUAACAUUGUACUCUGAGUAUAUUUUCAAAACAUUAAACGCACCACUUAGGCGGC
Drosophila eugracilis is the source of this 2344-nucleotide messenger RNA. RefSeq lists its product as uncharacterized. The record is from RefSeq and is a predicted model, not a curated record. Gene Ontology annotation, cellular component: centrosome. NCBI's taxonomy places the organism in Eukaryota, Metazoa, Arthropoda, Insecta, Diptera, Drosophilidae. The coding region runs from base 25 to 2256 and encodes 743 amino acids. The transcript has 4 exons.